Messenger RNA from Hyposmocoma kahamanoa, 1676 nucleotides. It is a transcript of the gene ari-2, whose product is annotated as potential E3 ubiquitin-protein ligase ariadne-2. Gene Ontology annotation, molecular function: nucleic acid binding; ubiquitin conjugating enzyme binding; ubiquitin protein ligase activity. Bases 115 to 1572 code for a protein of 485 amino acids. NCBI's taxonomy places the organism in Eukaryota, Metazoa, Arthropoda, Insecta, Lepidoptera, Cosmopterigidae. Gene Ontology annotation, cellular component: ubiquitin ligase complex; cytoplasm. The record is from RefSeq and is a predicted model, not a curated record. The transcript is spliced from 9 exons. Gene Ontology annotation, biological process: ubiquitin-dependent protein catabolic process; positive regulation of proteasomal ubiquitin-dependent protein catabolic process; protein polyubiquitination.
GGUAGCAAGUAGUUGUCCGUCAUUGCAUCGAUUAGUGUUUUAUUUAUUUUUAUUUACGAAACAAUGUCCUGCUUUAUGUUUAUUUUGCCCUGAUACUCAUUUUCAAGUUACAAAAUGUCUGCUGAAUCUGAUAUGGAAUAUUCAGACAAUGAGGGGGACGAAUACGAUUACUACGGAGAACAUGAUGACUGCGAUAUGGAGACGGUGGAUCGAAGUAAAGCAGAUCCUGAAUAUUUUAUAUAUUCAUGUCUGAAAGUAGAGGAAGUGGAAAAACUGUUGAAUGAAUCCAUAGAAUUGCUCAGUAAUAGCCUUCAGAUCACACCGUCGCUCGCCAAGGUGAUGUUACAUGCCUAUGAAUGGAAUGCUCAAGAGAUUAUCAAUAAGUAUAAAGAAAAUGCAAACGAGGUUCUGGUGUUCAGUCGUGUGAAGCCUCGCGUGGCAUCUGUGCAGGCUGGCUCCAGUAGAGUUGCAUGUGCUGUCUGUGCUAAUACUCCGCCUCUGCACAAAUUUAGUGCACUUGCUUGCGGACAUUACUUCUGCAAUGACUGUUGGGCUAUGCACUUUGAAGUACAAAUUAUGCAAGGUGUUUCGAAUACAAUCCAAUGUAUGGCACAAGACUGUGAGGUGCGGGCACCUGAAGACUUUGUGUUGUCUCAUGUGGCUAAACCAACUCUCCGGGAGCGUUACCAGCAAUUUAUGUUCAAGGACCAUGUGAAAUCACAUCCUCAGCUUAGGUUCUGUCCAGGACCUAAUUGCCAGUGGAUAUUUCGGGCGUGGACCCGCGAAGGGGCUCGGCGUGUAGAGUGCCGCGGCUGCGAGUCACUUACUUGUUUCUCAUGCGGAGCGCCUCACCAUGCACCCACCGAUUGCCCCACCAUACGCCGGUGGCUCACGAAAUGCGCUGAUGAUUCCGAAACUGCUAAUUAUAUCAGUGCUCAUACAAAGGAUUGUCCAAAAUGCCAGAUUUGCAUUGAGAAAAAUGGUGGUUGCAAUCACAUGCAAUGUGGUGCAUGUAGACAUGAUUUCUGCUGGGUGUGUCUGGGCGAUUGGAAAACUCAUGGAUCUGAGUACUAUGAGUGCAGUCGCUACAAGGAGGAUCCUAAUUUGUCUAAUGAUAGCCAACAUGCACAAGCACGAGAAGCUUUGAAAAAAUAUUUGCAUUAUUAUGAAAGAUGGGAAAAUCACGCACGAUCUCUAAAACUGGAAGAACAAACGUUAGCUAAUCUGAAACGUCGAAUUAAUCAAAAGGUAAUGGCUGGCGAAGGAACUUGGAUUGAUUGGCAAUAUCUCUGGGAUUCAGCGAAGUUGCUAAAACGCUGUAGAUAUACAUUACAGUAUACUUAUCCCUACGCAUAUUACAUGGAAGUUGGUCCCAGAAAAGAGUUGUUUGAAUAUCAACAGGCUCAACUAGAAGCAGAAAUAGAGAAUCUGUCUUGGAAGGUUGAAAGGGCUGAAACAACGGAUCGAGGUGAUUUAGAAAAUCAAAUGGAUAUUGCAGAAAAGAGACGUAUGACUCUACUUAAGGAUUUCUUAGAAUUCAACCCAAGUAGCUCCUCUAGUAGUAAAGUAUAAAAUGAACCUCAAGAUGCAUUUUUAAAUGAAUAUGGUAAUAAAGUAACUAGUAUUAAUUAACAUCAAUCACACAAUUCAUCACGUUUGUAUUUUGUGAAGCUAGA